This is a messenger RNA of Peronospora matthiolae, 789 nucleotides long. NCBI's taxonomy places the organism in Eukaryota, Oomycota, Peronosporomycetes, Peronosporales, Peronosporaceae. The record is from the annotation of a GenBank genome assembly.
AUGAAAACGGCUGCAUUCGCGUCGCUGAUAGCAGCUAGUACUGUCUUGUUCCUAGUCACUCUCAUCUCGGUCGACGCUCAUGGACAGAUGAUUCGGCCCACGUCACGACCGAUUUCACAGAAGUUUCGAGCUGAUUGUGGGGCUUUAAGUGGGGCUGGCGACCAAGAACUGCAAUAUGCACCUGUGGAGCUGCUCAAUAGCCGAGCGCAGUCCGAUCGACCUGCCGCUCCUACUUUCAAUGUCCUGAAUGGCUGCAGAGGAACGGUGUACGAGGUAAAUAAUACCGUCACGGAGGUAGAGAUUGACACGCCGUUUGACGUCGAGUGGAUCAUCCAGGCUCCGCAUCCUGGCAGCAUGGUGCUCAGCAUCGUCAAGCCUGCAAUUGACAGCAGUGGUAUCAUCACGUACGAAUCUGUGGCAGUCCUGCUGACCAUUGACCCGUUCGCAACUAGCUCGACCAAAAAGGCUAGUACAGUGGCUGUCAUCCCGUCAAGCGUGACGAGUUGCGGAUCAGCAGGUGAUUGUGCGCUGCAGUUCUACUGGCACUCGGAUCUGGCAAGCCAGACCUACCCGACCUGCGCAGACAUUGUGGUAACGCGGAACGGUCAGUCCUUGUUAAGGACUUCUUUCGCCACUCCCGCGGGUACUAGUGGUAGCCUGCAGGCUGCUGCAGAUUCGAUGGCAGGAGUACCAAGGACGGAACCACCAAAGAGUGUGAACAAUGCAAGCAGUGACGAACCUGUAAAGUCGUCAACUGUUUCGGAAAAAUGCACCCGUCGUCAGCAAUAA